Molecule: messenger RNA, 1568 nt
Organism: Myotis brandtii (Brandt's bat)
Lineage: Eukaryota; Metazoa; Chordata; Mammalia; Chiroptera; Vespertilionidae
Product: sodium/hydrogen exchanger 9B1-like
Exons: 11
Coding region: 13-1536 (507 amino acids)
Biological process (GO): proton transmembrane transport
Cellular component (GO): membrane
Molecular function (GO): antiporter activity
Source: RefSeq, a predicted model, not a curated record
UUAAAUAUUAGCAUGGACAUCACAGAACUAGAAAAUGAACAGUUGGAGGAUAAAAACAUCCAAUCAUCUAUAACUCCUCAGAUCCUCAAAGAUGAUAAUACUGGAGAAAAUGAAGAAACUAAGGAAAUUGUCGUUUUAGAAACAGAGGAAACAAAACCACAGGUGACAAAAAAUGCUUUUCCUCCACAAGGAAGAUUGAAUAAGUGUAUUACAAAUGGAACUUUACUUGUUGUGAUAUGGUUUGCAAUCUCAUCAAUCUCAAGCCCUGACCAUUACCCUGAUAAAAAUUCAUUUCAACUAUUAUUUGUCUUUUGUUGUUCCGUAAUUGGGGGGAAACUUUUGGAAGUCAUUAGAAUACCUUCAGUGCCUCCACUUCCACCUCUUUUUGGGAUGUUAUUGGCUGGUUUUGCCAUUAGGAAUACUCCAUAUAUCAGUGAGCGCAUCCAUGUUAGUAAGGAGUGGUCUUCAACUUUAAGAAAUAUUGCCCUUACCCUUAUCCUAAUAAAAGCUGGACUUGGACUCGAUCUACAGGCUUUGAAGCGUUUGACGACAGUUUGCAUAAGGUUGUCCAUGGGGCCAUGCCUCAUGGAGGCAUUUUCAACUGCUGUUAUUUCCCACUUCCUUUUGAAUUUUCCCUGGCAAUGGGGAUUUCUUUUAGGUUUUGUAGUAGGUGCUGUCUCUCCUGCUGUUGUUGUCCCUUCCAUGCUACAAUUGCAAGAAGACGGAUAUGGUGUUGAGAAAGGCAUUCCAACCUUACUAAUGGCUGCUAGCAGUGUGGAUGACAUCUUGGCUAUCACUGGAUUCAGUAUAUUCAUGAGCAUGGUCUUCUCUACAGGUGGCAUACUUCAUGAUCUCUUAAAUUCUUUUCGGGAUGUAAUUUUGGGUGUGCUACUAGGAACAUUUUGGGGAAUUUGUCUUCGAUAUUUUCCAAGUGAAGAUCAGACAAAUCUUACAAUGAAGAGAGCAGGCCUUAUUUUGGGUUCAUGUGUAACUGCCGUCUUAGUCAGCAAUAGCAUCGGUGCACAUGGAGCUGGAGGAUUAUUCACAAUAACGUUGACUUUCAUUGGAGGAGCACAUUGGACCACAGAUAGGAGUGAAGUUCAAAAAAUUAUUACAUUUGCAUGGGAUAUUUUUAAACCCCUUCUUUUUGCUUUGGUUGGAUUGGAAGUAUCUGUUGAAGCUCUUAAAUCAGAUGCUAUUGGUAUUUCUAUUGCUUGUAUGAGUUUGGCCUUAUUGGUUCGAAUUUCUGCUACAUUUUUCUUGGUGACUUUUGCUGGUUUUAAUUUUAAGGAGAAAAUAUUUAUUGCUCUGUCAUGGAUACCCAAAGCUACAGUCCAGGCUGUGUUAGGUCCUCUGGCUCUAGAAACUGCAAGAAUCAGCUCACCCCACUUGGAACCAUAUGCGAAGGAUGUGAUGACAAUAGCAUUUUUAGCCAUCUUGAUCACAGCUCCAAAUGGAGCUCUGCUUAUUAACAUACUGGGGCCCAGAUUACUUGCACGCUGUAGUCCAAACGAAACAAAACAAGAAUUAUCAUAAUGAGCACUUCAUUAAAAGUUCAUUUGUCAUCA